GCCGCCUGGAGUCAGCAUAACCUGGUGAGGGAACAACCGCUCCAGUGUACGUCUCCAACAGUCUCCAACUCUAGCCAUUGCUUUUCCAAACUCGCGCGCGAACGCUUCUCCUUCCCAUUCCGCAUCCAAAUAAAUGUUCAUUCAUCCCAUCCUUCAUUUUCAUUGUGAUUUAACUUUUACUGUGACCUGGAUUACUCCAGAUAACGCGAGUGUAGGUGACACAUUGGAUUUUAUCAGCCGGACAUCAAGAACUUCAGGAAAAGGGCAUUAAAGAUGCGGCGUUUAACUUGGAGUUCACUGAUAAUUCUAAUCUUAUCAGUCUGCAGGUUUGAGGAUGCCGAGGGCUGCUCCUGCACAAUGUCCCAUCCACAGACCCAAUUUUGUCAAUCAGACUGGGUCGCUGUGGUGAGGAUCAAGAAAUUCGUGGAGAUCAGUGAUCACGAGGCCGCCUAUAAGUUCAAGCUCCACAGAAUUUUCAAGGCCACUCCGAAAGCAGAACACGCUUUGAAGCAACACCUAAUGCUAUGGACACCGUCGAUGGACAGUCUGUGUGGACGUGUGAACAUGGAACCUGGGGAAACUUGGGUUGUUGGUGGUAGGAUGAACGGUCCAAAGCCCCAUAUCUCACUUUGCAACCUGGCGAUGCGAUGGUCCGAAGUUACUGGUAGACAACGCAAAGGCUUCCGGCAGUUUUACAAUCACGGCUGUGUCUGCCACAUCUUGUAUACCCAAUGGUGGAACAAAGGCGCCGUCUUCAAUUCUACUGGUGGUAAAGGAUGUCUGUGGGAGAGUGCACCCGGACCCUCAGACUGCCAAGAGAGAUAUGGCAUAUGCAUGAUGGGACCCGCUGGUUGCUCAUGGGUUCCCUCAGUUGCAUAUAAAAAGUGCGUUGUUAAACAUCAACGGGACAGGGAACAGCAACUCGCCAGAGAGCCGUAAUGUCUCACCGAUUUUCAGACUUUUCGGUUAAGACCUCUAUUAUAUUUAACGACAUCAUUUAAACCCAAAAAAAAAUCUGUGGAAAAACCUCACUGAUGCUUUCUCUCAAGAAUUCUCUUCAUUUUUACCAAAACAUUUCAAUCUCUAUUUUAAAUACCUCAAAAAUAUCGCGAAUUUGUCAUUUUCUAGAGAUAUAAAAUACGAUAAAUUUCUUCAUGUGGAAAUAGAAUUUCCAGUGGGAUUUCUUAGAGAAAGUUCAGUUUUUCAAUGAAAUUUUUUAACACGUGCUUUUGCGGUGGAGUGUCUAUAUGAGGAUUGAUUUUUUGAUAUUUUUGAGGCGGUGAGCAAGUAACGAUGGUAAUUAGACAAGUAUACGUAGACGAAAAGUAUUUAUAUCUGAUUAGAGAGAGUUGGAUUAUUUAGAGAGAUAGGGCGUGAUGGCUACAAGUAUUUCUGCGAUAGAAAGCUCAGCUUCUUCGCACUGUAAAUAUUUAAGUUUUUUUUGAUUAUUAUUUUCGAUGUAUAUUGAGUAUUUAAAUUAUUCUACCCAUUAACGAGUAGGUCGUAAGGUAUUGAUGAUCGUGGGGUGUUUAUGAAAAUGAUAAU
Messenger RNA from Fopius arisanus, 1545 nucleotides. RefSeq names its product Tissue inhibitor of metalloproteases (gene Timp). Gene Ontology annotation, biological process: negative regulation of endopeptidase activity; negative regulation of membrane protein ectodomain proteolysis. Gene Ontology annotation, molecular function: protease binding; metalloendopeptidase inhibitor activity. Lineage: Eukaryota; Metazoa; Arthropoda; Insecta; Hymenoptera; Braconidae. Gene Ontology annotation, cellular component: extracellular matrix. The record is from RefSeq and is a predicted model, not a curated record. Bases 274 to 939 code for a protein of 221 amino acids. The transcript has 5 exons.